GAACAGGUUCUAGAUACUAAUAGUGAAGAGGAUCCGAUUUAAGGUUACAAAGAAGAUCUACCAAAUAUAACACAGAAUUGGUAUAAAAAGGUGUGAGAUCCAGAAGUUCUACAGUUUUGUGAGCAACAAGAAUCAGUAAAGAUGUUCAAAUUGGCCGUUUUCGUCGCUAUCGUAGCCGUAGUAUACGGUGCUGAAUUGCCAAUCAAAACUAGGCAAGUUCUCAUAAACCCAACAAUUCAACCACUCAUUUCUGGAAUCAACCCUUACUACAGGCAGCAAAUCCAACCCCAUGGUGUUGAGGCUAGCGCCAGAAUCUUGACUCAACAACAAGAUGCUGCCCCUGAUGGCACUGGAUAUGCUUACUCUUAUGAAACCGAAAAUGGAAUCGCUGCCCAAGAACAAGGACAAUGGCGUCAAAUCAGCGCUGAAGAAGGUGCCCACACUGUUGUAGGAAGCUACAGAUUCCCUCUUCAAGAUGGACGUGUUCAAAUCGUAGAAUACCAAGCUGACGAAAAUGGAUACAGGCCAGUCAUCAAAUAUCAGUAAAAAGUCUACUCACUAUAUAUUCUUUUUUGGUUUUGUAAUCUGUGUAGAUAUAACUUGUAAAUAAAUGUUCAGUUUUCACACGUAA
Harmonia axyridis is the source of this 631-nucleotide messenger RNA. RefSeq names its product cuticle protein CP14.6-like. The transcript has 3 exons. Gene Ontology annotation, molecular function: structural constituent of chitin-based larval cuticle. The record is from RefSeq and is a predicted model, not a curated record. NCBI's taxonomy places the organism in Eukaryota, Metazoa, Arthropoda, Insecta, Coleoptera, Coccinellidae. Bases 142 to 546 code for a protein of 134 amino acids. Gene Ontology annotation, cellular component: chitin-based extracellular matrix.